Columba livia (rock pigeon) is the source of this 1523-nucleotide messenger RNA. It is a transcript of the gene TTC32, whose product is annotated as tetratricopeptide repeat domain 32. The transcript has 3 exons. The record is from RefSeq and is a predicted model, not a curated record. Bases 77 to 481 code for a protein of 134 amino acids. Gene Ontology annotation, molecular function: protein binding. NCBI's taxonomy places the organism in Eukaryota, Metazoa, Chordata, Aves, Columbiformes, Columbidae.
GUGGCGCCCUCUGCCCGUGCCCGUGACGUAACGCCGCUCCCGCCCCGCGUGACGUCACCGCGGCGGAGGCGCCGCCAUGGAGCGGGAGUCGGUGGAGCUGCUGGCGGCGGCGCAGGCGCAGUUGGCGGCGCGGCGGCUGGAGGCGGCGGAGGAGCUGUACAGCCGGGUCAUCGCCCGCGGCGCGGGGCGGGGCGCCGGCCGCCACCUCGCCACGGCCCUCAACGACCGCGGGCACAUCAAGUACCUGCGGGUGGAGUUCGCCGCCGCCAUGGAGGACUACACGGCCGCCAUCCAGUGCCAGCCCGGCUUCGAGGUGCCCUACUACAACCGGGGGCUGGUGCUCUACCGGCUGGGAUGCUUUGAUGAGGCCAUGAAAGACUUCAGGAAAGUAUUAGAGUUAAACCCCCAGUUUGAAGAUGCUGCUUUGAGUCUAAAACAAGCUAUUCUUGAUAAAGAAGAAAAAGAAAAGCGAGGUUAUUGAAAAUGCAGCUAGUGGUGCGAAAAUGUUUUGCUGAACGCUUAUGUGAUUCUUGUUAUUGAUGGAUGAAACACAACAUUGUUUACAUUUGUUGUGACUACUGGAGAAACCUUGUUGUUUGGUAAAUAAGUUAAGAAUGGAUUAUGAUUGCAAAGUCAACUAUUUUUGGAUAUUGUCAGUGUUCAGGAAAAGCAUCAUAUUAGGUCUCUGUGCGAUACUUGUACAGAUUUUAUACAGAAGUACUUGAUAAAGACACUGGAAGCUCAGUAACAACAAAUGAAAUCUGUAGUUCUUUUAUUAGAACUGUGUUUCUGUACUCUUUCUCAGAUUGUUUUGAACUCCUGGGCAAGAAAAGUCAUUAUAUAAAACAUUUAAAUACUUAAGAUUUGAGCUUGUGAGGACAGUGGUUUCAUAAUGAUAUUUUUUGUGCACAUUUAAAUGUAAAUUUGAUGUAAGCUGAAAGUGCAAUUCUUAAUUAUAAGGUGUUGUCCUUGAGAUGCUAUGGUAACUGAUUUCAGAGUGUUUCUGUACUAAAAAACAAAGAAAACAAGAUGUUUUUAGGUGACACCAUCUGUACCUUGCAGGAGGAAUGUGGUAUAAGAAUUCAGUCCAUAUGUUCGUUCACUCCUAGAGGUAGUUUUACAUUAUGUAAACAGGUAGGAACAGAGUAUACCUAUUUUUUUGUAAUCCCAUUGUGAAAAUUAAUAAUUGAAUUAAUAAAAAUGAACAUGUACUUUUUAUCUCACAAUUGUCUGUAAAGAGCUUAUAGUAGAGAGUGUAGUGGGAUUGAUCACAGUACAAAUUGUGACUUUUCCUUUUUACUGAAAAGGUCAGUUGCUUGAAAAAUGCAACAUGAAAUCGAUCUGAUUGAACUCAGGCAGCUUCAUUUCUCACAUGAUAGGAGGCAUCAUUGCUGAAAUCUACAAAUCAUCAUUAAGAAACACCCAUGAAUGUUCAGAGCAGUACAAGUUCUAAUAAAGGAAAUACUCUGGUUGCCCACAUGAGCAUUAGGAUUAUUUUUCAAAAAUAAAUUAUGCUGAUGACA